AUGGCCAAGCAAAAAAUGGCAUCGUUCGUCUUGGCUAUUGUCUUAAUCCUUGGUGCGAAUAUCUCAUUCUCUGCUGCUUCAUUUCCUACUUUGUUGACUCGUAAUUUCUGGCAGAAUUCUAGACCAACGAAACUGAUUGGGUGGCCACCGGGGGAUGACCCUGAAGAUAUUUCCCCGUCUCCAUCACCCCAACCGGCUCCUACUCCUCCACCCUUUUCUGAUGAUGGAAUUAAAGGUGGCUAUUGGCCUUCAUGGCUAGCUUAUAGUUUCCCUCCCUCCUCAAUCCCUACCUUGUACUUCACACAUGUGUUUUAUGCCUUUGUUGGCAUUGAUGCCUCUACUUACAACUUGUCCAUUACUCAACCUGAUGAUGAAUGGAUGGGAAACUUUACAGCUACCCUUCAUGCCAAAAAGCCCCCAGCAAAAGCCCUGUUAUCCAUAGGAGGAGCGAAUUCAGGCCCUGGUGCUUUCUCCGGCAUGGCUAGUGACCCUGAUAAUCGUGCUGCCUUUAUCAAAUCUACUAUUGCUACAGCCAGAAAAUAUGGUUUUGAUGGCCUUGACAUUGAUUGGGAAUUUCCUAGUAAUCCAGAUGACAUGUCAAACCUCUCAGUGCUGUUUAAAGAGUGGCGUCAGGCUGUUAAGAGUGAGGCUUCAGACUCGGGCAAGCCCCGCCUUCUUUUAAGCGCUGCUGUUUAUUUUGCUUCCAGCUUUUUAUUUGAUCUGCCUAGGACAUACCCUGGUGAUGCCAUUGCAAAAUAUGUUGAUUUUGUGAAUCCUAUGUGCUUUGAUUAUCAUGGAAGUUGGGACACUUCCGUCACCGGUGAACAUGCUUUGCUGUACGACAAAUCCAGCAAUAUUAGCACAAGCUAUGGUAUAUCAUCCUGGAUUGAGAUUGGGGUCCCUCCAAAGAAGCUGGUUAUGGGCAUGCCACUUUAUGGAAGAACAUGGGAAUUGGAGGACCCAAAAAAACAUAACAUUGGAGAUCCGGCUACUGGGGUUGGGCCUGGAGAUAAUGGCAUACUGUUGUACAAGGACAUUGUAACCUACAAUGCUGACCAUCAUGCUUAUGUUGUGUAUGACGGGGACACCGUAUCAGAAUAUUCAUAUUCAGGAACCGAUUGGAUUGGUUAUGAUGGGCCAACAUCAGUUGCAAAGAAGGUUGAGUAUGCUAAAGCUCAUAACCUUGGUGGUUAUUUCUUCUGGGCCCUUGGAUAUGACAUGAACUGGACUCUUUCAGCAACAGCAUCAAAUGCAUGGGAAGGAAUAUACUAGCAGCUUGUGAAGUCAGAAUUCGG
This is a messenger RNA of Theobroma umbraticum, 1295 nucleotides long. NCBI's taxonomy places the organism in Eukaryota, Viridiplantae, Streptophyta, Magnoliopsida, Malvales, Malvaceae. The record is from RefSeq and is a predicted model, not a curated record.